Colletotrichum costaricense is the source of this 3024-nucleotide messenger RNA. RefSeq names its product V-type ATPase. Gene Ontology annotation, cellular component: proton-transporting V-type ATPase, V1 domain; fungal-type vacuole membrane. Lineage: Eukaryota; Fungi; Ascomycota; Sordariomycetes; Glomerellales; Glomerellaceae. Gene Ontology annotation, molecular function: 3-isopropylmalate dehydrogenase activity; proton-transporting ATPase activity, rotational mechanism; ATP binding. Gene Ontology annotation, biological process: L-leucine biosynthetic process; ATP metabolic process; proton transmembrane transport. Bases 1 to 3024 code for a protein of 1007 amino acids. The record is from RefSeq and is a predicted model, not a curated record. The transcript is spliced from 14 exons.
AUGGCGGAACACAACAUUGUUGUCUUUGCGGGCGACCACUGCGGCCCAGAGGUCAUUGCUGAGGCAAUCAAGGUCAUCAAGACAGUCGAGAAGCUGAGCCCGACUGCUGGCAAGUUCAAUCUGCAGGACCACCUGCUUGGAGGGUGCUCCAUCGAGCAGACCGGCUCCCCCCUCACCGACGAGGCCCUCGCUGCCGCCAAAGCCGCCGAUGCCGUGCUUCUCGGCGCCAUCGGUGGCCCCGAAUGGGGCACCGGCGCCGUCCGCCCGGAGCAGGGUCUCCUGAAGCUGCGCAGUGAGAUGUGCGCCUACGGCAACCUCCGUCCCUGCUUCUUCGCGUCCGACGCCCUCGUCGAGUCAUCCCCUCUGAAGGCGUCCGUCUGCCGCGGCACCGACAUGAUUAUCGUUCGCGAGUUGACUUCGGGCCUGUAUUUCGGAGAGCGAAAGGAGUACGAUGGAACCAAUGCGUUCGACACUACCGUUUACACGAAACCAGAGAUUGAGCGUAUCGCGCGCUUGGGCGGUAUCCUGGCCAGGAAAAGGGGAGAUUCGCGGGUUAUCUCGCUCGACAAGGCAAACGUGCUGGCGACGAGCAGACUCUGGCGUACUGUCGUCGAUGAGGUCUACAAGAACGAGUUCCCUGAUCUCAAGGUUGAGCACCAGCUUAUCGACAGCGCCGCCAUGAUCAUGGUCAAGAACCCGACGCAUCUGAAUGGCGUCCUGUUGGCGCCUAACUUGGCUGGCGAUAUCCUUAGCGACGAGGCGAGCGCCAUCACUGGAAGCAUAGGACUCCUCCCCAGCGCAAGUCUCUGCGGAGUGGGCACCGCGGUGCCAUCUAUUUGCGAACCUAUUCACGGGAGCGCGCCGGACAUUUCAGGCAAGGGUAUUGUGAACCCCAUUGGCACCAUCCUUUCCGUGGCCAUGAUGUUCCGGUACUCUCUGAACCUCGGCCACGAGGCCAAGCUCGUCGAGGACGCGGUUCGCGUCGCCAUCGAUGCCGGGUUGAGAACCAAGGAUAUGGGCGGCAACACGAGCACCGCCGAGGCAGGAGAUCUCAUCGUUGCUGAGCUGUCCAAGAUUCUCAAGGCCCCGCCCUUCCCCUCAACCGCCGACCCUCCUACAUCCUCCAUCGACUCUCCCUUUGUGACGACGCUACACGAGCCGAGCCCUGCUCGCGUCGAACCGCCCAGCAUGCCUCCUAAGCAGAAGAAAGAAGCCAAGGUCGAGCAGGAGGAGGAUCUCGGACAUGGCAAGAUCUUCUCCGUCUCAGGACCCGUCAUUGUUGCCGAGGACAUGAUUGGUGUUGCUAUGUACGAGUUGGUUAGAGUCAGUCACGAUAACCUAGUCGGUGAAGUCAUUCGAAUCAACGGCGACCAAGCAACCAUCCAGGUCUACGAGGAGACUGCUGGUGUCACUGUCGGUGACCCCGUCUACCGCACCGGAAAGCCCCUUUCCGUCGAGCUCGGCCCCGGUCUGCUCAACGGUAUUUACGAUGGUAUCCAAAGACCUCUCGAGAAGAUCAGCGAAAUGUCGAAGACCAUUUACAUUCCCCGCGGUAUCGCCGUCCCUGCCCUCGACCGUAAUAAGAAGUGGGAUUUCGAACCCACCGCAAAGGUCGGCGACCACAUCUCAGGCGGCGACGUCUGGGGUACCGUCAACGAGAACUCGUUCAUUUCCGUUCACCGAAUCUUGCUACCUCCUCGCGCCCGCGGUACCAUCACGAAGAUCGCCAGCAAGGGACAGUACACCGUCGCCGAGCCCCUGCUCGAGGUCGAGUUCGAUGGAAAGAAGACCGAGUACCCCAUGAUGCAGACUUGGCCUGUGCGAGUUCCCCGCCCUACCACCGAGAAGCUCCAGGCGAACGAGCCCUUCAUCGUCGGUCAGAGAGUGCUGGACGCCCUUUUCCCCAGUGUCCAGGGUGGUACCGUCGCCAUUCCUGGUGCUUUCGGCUGUGGCAAGACUGUCAUUAGUCAGUCUGUGUCCAAGUUCUCCAACUCCGAUGUCAUCGUCUAUGUCGGUUGUGGUGAGCGCGGAAACGAGAUGGCCGAAGUCUUGAAGGAUUUCCCCGAGCUUACCAUUGACGUUGACGGUCGCAAGGAGCCCAUCAUGAAGCGUACCACCCUCAUCGCCAACACCUCCAACAUGCCCGUGGCUGCUCGUGAGGCCUCUAUUUACACCGGUAUCACGGUCGCCGAGUACUUCCGUGACCAAGGUCUCGACGUUGCCAUGAUGGCUGACUCCUCCUCGCGUUGGGCUGAGGCUCUUCGUGAAAUUUCUGGUCGUUUGGGAGAAAUGCCUGCUGAUCAAGGUUUCCCGGCCUACCUCGGUGCCAAGCUUGCCUCUUUCUACGAGCGUGCCGGUCGCGUCGUGUCUCUCGGUUCACCUGAGCGAAACGGCAGUGUCAGCAUUGUCGGUGCCGUCAGCCCCCCUGGUGGUGAUUUCUCCGAUCCCGUCACUACUUCAACUCUCGGUAUCGUACAGGUCUUCUGGGGUCUCGACAAGAAGCUCGCGCAGCGCAAGCACUUCCCCUCCAUCAACACCUCGCUCAGUUACUCCAAGUACACCAUGGUUCUCGACAAGUGGUAUGAGAAGGAUUACCCCGACUUCCCCCGUCUCCGUGACCGCAUCAGACAGCUCUUGUCCGACUCUGAGGAGCUUGACCAGGUCGUGCAGCUGGUCGGAAAGAGUGCGCUGUCUGACCCCGACAAAAUCACUCUGGAUAUCGCCGCGCUUCUGAAGGAAGAUUUCCUGCAGCAAAACGGUUACUCAGACUAUGACCAGUUCUGCCCGCUGUGGAAGACGGAGUGGAUGAUGAAGCUUAUGGUUGGCUUCCACGACGAGGCACAAAAGGCCAUUGCUCAAGGCCAGAGCUGGGCCAAGGUCCGUGAGGCCACCGGUGAUUUGCAGGCCAAGCUGCGUCAACUCAAGUUCGAGGUUCCCUCCGAGGGCCAGGAGGCUAUCGAGAAGAAGUACGAGGAUAUUCAGCAGCAGAUGCUGGACAAGUUUGCCUCUGUUGUUGACGAGUAA